CAACAAUUUCGGCAGAUCAUUUUAGACAGAGAGGGUCCAGAUUGUCUAGCCCGGCUGAUAAAUCUCCACCCCAUGGGAAGAUUUGCAGAAUUGCAGGAAAUUAGCUUUAAAACUGCAAAAAUGACUCUCCGCCCCAUGGCAAAAUUAGUAGAUUAGCAUGAAAUGUGUUUUAAAAUUACUACAUUUUCUCUCCGUCCAAUGGCAAAAUGUGUAAAAUUACACAGAUCACUGGAAAGCCAUUCUGGUCUUAUUAAAGUCUACUGUAAAUGUAAUAUUGUUCAUGGAGGAUAAAUAUUUUUUAAACAAUGUACAAUUGUGUUAUUAUAUGAUCUUGUGACAGGAGCAGAACGUGGAGUGAUCUCUCAGGGGAAUAUGUGCGUGUCAGAGGCAUGCAUAGGCUGUAUAUUCAGAGACAAUCUAGUAAACAGCAACUAAACACACACAUGUGACUGUGAAGAGAGAGAGAGAGAGAGAGAGAAAGAGCAUGAGAGAGAGGGAAAGAGAGAGAGAGAGAGAGAAAAAGAAAAAGAAAGAAAGAGAUUCAUCUGUGUGGGAAUCUUGGUGGGAAUGCAGACUGGAUCAUUAAAACAACCAUCAUGUAACCAACCCAAAUGUAAUAAGACACACACACACCUGAUGCCAGUCGCCCCUCCCACUGCCCCAGGAGGUGCCAGGAGGUGUUGCUAUCACUGUAAUACAGUUUGAUCCACCACAGAUUUACCCUGUUCCUGCUAAUGUGGCAAUUAACCACUGAUAACGAGACCCCUAACACCCCUAAACCCUUCACAGAAACCCCAACCUCAAACCCCCACCCUCCCAGACCCUAUUUGACAUUUAUAUGUCUUUGGUUACUGUAUGGUAUCUGAUGGUAUCCCACCUAAAUGAGCGAUUGCUAUGGUAACAUCCAUUCCAACCCCAUUGAAGUCCAGCAUUGUGGAGAUGAUGCACAGAGACAGAGAGAGUUGGAAAAAGAGAUAGAGAGAGAAGGAGAGAAAUAGAUCAAUAUAAAAAAUAGAACCAUAGAGAUAAGUAAAAAGCUAUAUUGAAAAAGACAAACGUAGGGGAAGUAAAAGGUAUAUUGGCAGUAUGAUUUGGCAGAGAGGAGGAGCAGGUGACAAACCUCACCAUUCAUUAAACAACAGUGCUCUCUGGUGGAGAGGAACACUGUUACAGUGGGCGUAAAGUAUCUACAUUUAUCAGCAAAGAUAUUUUCUAUCUCAUCAAAUGUACAACUGUUGGAUCACAGUGGAGGCUUUGUUUGUUUGUAUGUCACACCGAGUCACUUGUUAAUCCACCUUUAAUACAUUUUUUUCCCAGGUUUUAAAACAGGCUGUUUCCCAAGGUGUCAUAUGCAGACAGCUGGUGUAAAUGACUUCCUGUUAUUUUAUUAAAUCACUUCGGACAACUUUGGUGAUGCACAUUGACCUUUACCCUAUGUCAGUCUGAAGAUAGUGGCUCAGAAGAUUACUCUGUUUCCAUGAACGACACAGCGUAAAAGCACCCAUAAUGAUCACAGUGAGAGGAAAGAGGCAAAGCAACACCCUACCAAGCAAAUGUAGCUCAUCUAGCUACCAAAUUCCCAUAAGGCGGAAGUCAAAUACUGUGCCUGCCCUGGCUUGCCCUCCCUCCCUACGUUCUGCCCUUUAAGUAGUCAAACAAAGAAGCUACAGCCUACAGCAGCAUUCUCAAACCGAGCAACCCAUCUCAGUGGUGUGUGUGUGUUCACAGGGCUGAUAUAGGUCAGAGGACAGUAGUAUUUGUCUUCCCAUGAGAAGGGAAUUACGACCUCUAAAAUGAGUCUCUCUGCAGAGAGAGAGGAGGGGGACAGUUUUUCGAAAAAUAUUCUCUCAGGUGAGAAAGAGGAGCAGGAGAGACCAGUGUCUCCUGUACCCAGCUGUGUGUCCAUGAAGAGUGACAUGUCAAUCGAUCCUCCGUAUAACUUCAGUAAAGAACCAUUGUCCAGUGAACAGUGGGUCCAUCAGGAGAGACCAGCGUCUCCUGUAACCAGCUGUGUGUCUAUGAAGAGUGACCAGUCUAUGGGACCACCAAUCAACUUUUCCAGUGAACAGAGGGUCCAUCAGGAGAGACCAGUGUCUCCUGUAACCAGCUGUGUGUCUAUGAAGAGUGACCAGUCUAUGGGACCACCAAUCAACUUUUCCAGUGAACAAGGGAUCCAACAAGAGAGACCAGUGUCUCCUGUACCCAGCUGUUUGUCUAUGAAGAGUGACAAGUCUAUGUUCAGUAAUGAACCACUUAUGUCAAAUAAAAGGGUCCCUCCACUCCCUCAGCAGAGACAGGACUGUCCUCCUUCCUGCACUGUGUCCAUGGAGCCAUAUGAAGGAGCGAAUGUCUUUCCCGUAGAUCAGAAAAUGCACCAAAAUGUCAGUGCUGAGGCAGAAAUCCAAGAGAAGCUCAAAUCAACUCUGAAGAAGAGAUUUCAGUGUGUUUUUGAGGGACUAGCACAGCAAGGAAACCCUACACUUCUCAAUGACAUCUACACAGAGAUUUUCAUCACUGAAGGUGGAAGUGGAAAGGUCAAUAAUGACCAUGAGAUAAGACAGAUUGAGGCAGCAUCCAGGAGACCAGCAACACAAGAUACACCAAUCAAAUGUAAUGACAUCUUUAAACCCUUACCUGGACAAGACAGGCAUAUAAAAGCUGCGUUGACAAAGGGAGUCGCUGGCAUUGGAAAGACCAUUUCCGUGCAGAAGUUUAUUCUGGACUGGGCCGAAGGAAAAGCCAAUCAGGAUAUUCAGUUCAUAUUUCCACUUCCUUUUCGUGAGCUGAAUUUGAUGAGGACGAAGAGAUGCAGUUUGAUGGAACUUUUACAAUCUUUUUUCAUGGAAAUGAAAGAAUCCAAAAUGAUUAACUAUGAUGAGUGCAAAGUCCUGUUUGUAUUUGAUGGUCUGGAUGAGUGUCGACUCCCUCUUGACUUCCAGAAAAAUAAGACCUGUUUUGAUGUCUCAGAGUCAACCUCAGUUGAUGUGCUGCUGACAAACCUUAUUAAAGGGAAUCUGUUACCCUCUGCGCUUCUCUGGACAACCUCCCGACCUGCAGCAGCCAAUCAGAUCCCUCCUGAGUGUGUUGACCAGGUGACAGAGGUACGAGGGUUCAAUGACCCACAGAAGGAGGAGUACUUCAGGAAGAGAUUCAGUGAUGAGAACCUGGCCAGCAGAAUCAUCUCACACAUUAAAUCCUCAAAGAGUCUCUACAUCAUGUGCCACAUACCAGUUUUCUGUUGGGUUUCAGCCACUGUUCUAGAGAGAAUGUUGGGUGAAGCAGAGAGUGGAGAGAUCCCCAAGACUCUGACUCAAAUGUGCACACACUUCCUGAUCUUUCAGACCAAACAGAGUAGUAAAAAGUAUCUUGGAGAAGAUUACAUUGAUCACCACUGGAAUACAGUAAUGAUAAUGACACUGGGGAAACUGGCUUAUCAACAGCUGGAAAAAGGUAAUCUGAUCUUCUACGAGGAAGACCUAAGAGAAUGUGGCAUUGAUGUCACAGAAGCAUCCGUGUACUCAGGAGUGUGCACACAGAUCUUUAGAGAGGAGAAAGGGCUGUGCCAGGAGAAGUUAUUCUGCUUUGUACAUCUAAGCAUUCAGGAGUUUUUAGCUGCUCUGUAUGUGUUUCUCACAUUCAAAAACAGCAAUGUAAAUCUUCUCUCUCGAGGUGUAAAUAUUAAGACAAUGUCAGGAGAAACACCUGCAUUGUUUCUACACAAAAGUGCAGUGGACAAGGCCUUACAAAGUAUGAAUGGACACCUGGACCUGUUCCUCCGUUUCCUUCUGGGCCUAUCACUAGAGUCCAAUCAAACUCUCUUACAAGGCUUACUGUCACAGACAGAAAGCAAGUCCCAAAGCAGUGAGGAAACAGCCAAGUACAUAAAGAUGAAGAUCAAGAAGAAUCCCUCUCCAGAAAGGUGCAUCAACUUGUUCCACUGUCUGAAUGAACUGAAUGACAUUUCUCUAGUGGAGGAGAUCCAAAGCUAUCUGAGCUCAGGAAGUCUCUCAAAAGCUGAACUGUCACCUGCACAGUGGUCCGCUCUGGUCUUUGUUUUGCUGACUUCAGUGGAGAAGCAGGAUGUUUUCGAACUGAGAAAGUAUUUCAGAUCAGAGGAGGGUCUUCUUAGGCUGCUACCAGUGGUCAAAGCCACCAGAACAGCAAUCCUGAAAGAUUGUAACUUGACUGAAAGAUGCUGUAAGUCUUUAGCUUCAGCUCUCAGAUCGAACUCUUCUUCACUGAGAGAGCUGGACCUGAGUGACAAUAAACUGCAGGAUUCAGGAGUGAAGCUGCUCUCUGAUGGAUUGAAGAAUCCAGGUUGUAAAUUGAAGACACUGAGGCUGAAGAGCUGUGGUACCACAAAGGUUGGCUGUGCUUCUCUGGCUUCAGCUCUAAGGUCAAACUCCUCACACCUGAGAGAGCUGGAUCUGAGCAGGAAUAUCCUUGGAGACUCUGGGCUAAAGCUGCUCUCUGCUGUACUGGAGGAUCCACACUGUAAACUGGACAUACUGAGCCUUUCUGGUUGUGGAGUCACAGAGGAGGGUUGUACUUCUCUGGCUUCAGCUCUGAGGUCAAACCCCUCACACCUGAGAGAACUCGACCUGAACAACAACCAACCAGGAGACUCAGGAGUGAAGCUGCUCUCUGCUGUCCUGGAAAAUCCACAGUGUAAAUUGCAAAAACUGAAGCUGUAUAACUCUAAAACCACAGAGGAAGGAUGUUAUUAUCUGGCUUCAGCUCUGAUGACAAACCCCUCACACCUGAGAGAGCUUGACCUAGGUGGAAAUAAGUUAAGAGACUCAGGAAUUAACCAUCUCUCUGCUGCACUGAAGGAACCACAAUGUCAACUGGAAACACUGAGGAUGGUAGGCUGUGGAGUCACAGAGGAGAGCUGUGCUUCUCUGGCUUCAGCUCUGAGGUCAAACCCCUCACAUCUGAGAGAGCUGGACCUGACCAACAACCAACCAGGAGACUCAGGUGUGAAGAUGCUCUCUGCUGUCCUGGAGGGUCCACUCUGUAAACUGGAAAGACUUUCGCUGAAAUGCUGUAACCUCACUGAGAAAUGCUGUGGGUCUCUGGCCUCAGCUCUCAGCUCAAACUCCUCUAGUCUGAGAGAGCUGCACCUGAGUCACAAUAACCUACAGGAUUCAGGAGUGAAGCUGCUCUCUGCUGGACUGGGGAAUACACACUGUAAAGUGGAAAAACUGGGGCUGUUAUGUUGUUGGGUCACAUGGGAAGGCUGUGCCUCUUUGGCUUCAGCUCUGAGGUCAAACCCCUCACACCUGAGAGAGCUAGAUAUACAAAUGAAUAAACCAGGAGACUCAGGGGAGAAGAUGCUCUCUGAUGUCUUGGAGGAUCCACUCUGUAAACUGGAGAAACUUACUGUAUAAUGUACUCUGUACAACGUUUUUGUCUGAUAAAACUAUUAUGGUACAUUUCCACCUUUUAAUGCAUUUCAAGAAGAGUUUUCUGUGAAGAAACCUUUUCUGUCUGCAGACAUUUUCACUCCAUGUAUCAGGAAAUGUCACACAUAAACAUUGUUAUAUCAAGAAACAAGGAUGUUUGUUGCAUCCUUGUGAAUGCUGGGUUGUUAGCUAAUAAUUCAGAGACAGCGGGAAGAUAUAGUUUAAAAAAUAUACACUACCAUUCAAAAGUUUGGGGUCACUUAGAAAUGUCCUAACUGGAAUAGAAAGAGUGGGAGGCCCCGGUGCACAACUGAGCAAGAGGUCAAGUACAUUAGUGUCUAGUUUAAGAAAUAGACACCUCACAAGUCCUCAACUGGCAGCUUCACUAAAUAGUACCCGCAAAACACCAGUCUCAACGUCAACAGUGAAGAGGCAACUCCGGGAUGCUGGCCUUCUAGGCAGAGUUCCUCUGUCCAGUGUCUGUUCGUUUGCCCAUCUUAAUAUUUUAUUUUAAUUGGCCAGUCUGAAACAUGGCUUUUUCUUUGUAACUCUGGUUUUGUUGGUUGCUUUUCCUUCACUCUGCAGUCCAACUCAUCCCAAAACAUCUCAAUUGGGUUGAGGUUGGGUGAUUGUGGCGAACAGGUCAUCUGAUGCAGCACUCCAUCGCUCUCCUUGGUCAAAUAGCCCUUACACCGCCUGGAGGUGAGUUUUGGGGUCAUUGUCCUGUUAAAAACAAAUGAUAGUCCCUCUAAGCUCAAACCAGAUGGGAUGGCAUAUAGCUGGAGAAUGCUGUGGUAUCCAUGCUGGUUAAGUAUACCUUGAAUUCUUAAUAAAUCAACCAACACUGUCACCAGCAAAGCACCCGCACACCAUCACACCUCCUAAUCCAUGCUUCACGGUGGGAACCACACAUGCGGAGAUUAUCCGUUCAGCUACUCUGCAUCACAAAGACAGUGGUUGGAACCAAAAAUCUCAAAUUUGGAUUCAUCAGACCAAAGGACAGAUUUCCACCAGUCUAAUGUUGUUACGCCAUGACCUUAGAGAUCCUUUUUAUGUCUGUUUGGUCAGGGUGUGACUUGGGGUGGGUAUUCUAUGUUCUAUUAUUUGUAUUUCUAUGUUUUGGCCAGGUAGGGUUCUCAAUCAGGGACAGCUGUCUAUCGUUGUCUCUGAGAACCAUACUUAGCCCUUUUCCCACCUGUCUUUGUGGGAAGUUGACUUUUGUUUAUGGCACAUAGCCUGUAGCUUCACGGUUGGUGGCUUCAUUUGUUAUAAUAAAAGAAAACGUACGUACACCACGCUACACCGUGGUCCACUUCCUUCAA
Oncorhynchus kisutch (coho salmon) is the source of this 6727-nucleotide messenger RNA. Its product is annotated as NACHT, LRR and PYD domains-containing protein 3. The coding region runs from base 1794 to 5390 and encodes 1198 amino acids. The transcript has 14 exons. Gene Ontology annotation, molecular function: protein binding. Lineage: Eukaryota; Metazoa; Chordata; Actinopteri; Salmoniformes; Salmonidae. The record is from RefSeq and is a predicted model, not a curated record.